AUGCUUGUGAGGUCCUUUGCUCGCCGUGCCGCCGGAGCCGCCCGGGCGCUGCCCCCGGCGGCGUUUGUGCGAUUCCAGACCACCGGGCCGGCGCCCGAAACCACGGCCCCAAACACAAAAAGCUCGGCCCAACACACAAAGACGGCCCAAGACACAAAAGCGGCCCAAAACACAAACCUGGCCGCCGCCGCCAACCCCGCCGCAGGCACGCCCGCACAGGCGGCCGCGCCCAAAAAGUACCAGUACCACCGCAAGCUCUUCGACAUCGUCAAGCAGGUGGAGAAGCUGGUGGCCGGCGUGCCCGACGCCAGCAGCCCCGCGCUCGCGGAGGCCAUCGACAUCUUCGAGGAGGGUGCGGCGUACUUGCGCGAGAUCCAGCAGGCCGAGGGCAUCGCGGACGACGCGUUCUACUCGAUCUUCCAGCCCGUGCUGGCCCGGCUCUUCGACUUGGUGGUGGCGGAAAACGCCAGCUUGGGCAGCCGGUCCGUGGAGACCGUGUUGGACAUGAUGGUGGAGCAGCGCGUGGCGCACACGUACCACUUCGUGGCGGUGCAGAAACGCGUGUUGCAGAACACCGCGGACCCGGACGCCUACCCCCGCGUGUUGCAGUUGUGGAUCAUGUUCUUGGACUACGCCAAGCGCAUGGCCGCCACGGCGGCCGGGCGGCUGGUGCGGGGCAACUACGGCGUGUACCGCGACCGCGACUACCGGCUGACGGACCUCUUGCGCUUGGCGUACUUCGCGUUGAUCUCGCACUGUCUCCGCACGGGCGAGGAGUACGACCUCGCCACCACGGUCAAGAUCUUGCAGGUGGCGGACGCGCAGGAGAUCCCGCCGCUGUACUUCGUCACGUCCACGUUGGCGCGCUUGGGCUUGCGCGACGCGUUGGGCGACGAGAUCCGCGCGUUUGCCAAGAAGGUCAGCGAGCAGGACGCCAACAACAUGGACCCCAACGGCGCGGCCGUGUCGCGGCAGAUCGACGUGCUCCUGCGGCUCGCCAGCCCCGUGGGCUUGCGCAAGCUCUACGGCGAGAUGAAGGCGUCGUCCACGCGCAACGCCAUCGCCAUCUCCGAGCAGACGUUGAACCACGUGAUGAGUGCGUUCAUUGCCAUGAAGCUGUUCGACGACGCGCUCGCCAUCUUCGCGGCUAUCUGCGGCGGGCUCGUGCCCAAGCCGUCCCCCGCGUCGUGGGAGUUGGCGCUCAAGGCGCUCGGCCACCCGUCGCACGUGGCGCGCAUGUUGCCGCCCGAGAAGACCGCCGUGCUCGACAAGAUCGAGGCCACGUUCCGCGCCAUGGUGGCCUCGGGCGUGCGCGUCAACGCCAAGGUCUUGGGCGUGCUCUUGGGCGGCUUGGCCACGUUGGACCGGCAGGACUUGGUGGCCAAGUACAUGGCCGAGCACAAGGACGUGCCCAUCGUGCACAUGGCGCGCAACAACAUCCUCGUGGGCAUGGCCGUCAACAAGCAGCUCGCGGAGGCCGAGACCCGCAUGCGCGCCUACUUGGAGGAGGACCCGUCGUUCGUGCCCUCGACGUCGGUCAUGAACACCUUCUUGGCGCACUACGUCGCCACCGGCAACGACUCGGCCGUGGCCGGCAUCCUCGACUUCAUGGCGCAGAAGGGCAUCGAGGAGAACAUCGCCACCAUCACCACCGUGCUCAACUACUACUUCAAGACCUACCGCGACAAGGGCAUGGUGCCCAACGUGCGCGAGCUCAUUGGCGACGUGAUCAAGGACACGUCCAAGUGGGACCAGCACAUGGUGGCCACGCUCAUCGACGGGCUCGUGCGCGACGGCGUCAACAUGGAGGCCGCGCGCGGCGUGUUCAAGUACUUCUGCGAGACCCGCGCCCGGUUCAAGCAUUCCGCGGGCAUGCUCACCUCGAUGAUCAAGGCGGAGAUGGAGUUUGGCUCCGUGCACAACGCCGAGGACUUGUUUGCCUGGUACGUCAAGAACUUGCGCAACGACACCAUGUUGUACAACAUGAUGAUCCGGGGCUUGCUCACCAAGAGGGAGUCCUUGGCCUUGAAGUACUACUCGGACCUCUGCGCCCAGCGUCCGUUCGGCGUGGCCCCCAACUUCUACACCUACUUCUUCCUCAUCGACCACUUCAUGAAGAAGCGCGACCGCACGCGGAUCCAGUGGGUGCUUGACGAACUCGCGGCGGCCGACUUGACUAGCUUUGGCAGGAACUUGCCCCAGAUCAUCAGGAACUUGGCCCGCGAAUACAAGGUGUCUCCGGAAUUGAUGGCCUCGCUCGCUGGCGCCGCCUAG
Messenger RNA from Metschnikowia bicuspidata var. bicuspidata NRRL YB-4993, 2274 nucleotides. RefSeq lists its product as uncharacterized. The transcript has a single exon. NCBI's taxonomy places the organism in Eukaryota, Fungi, Ascomycota, Pichiomycetes, Serinales, Metschnikowiaceae. Gene Ontology annotation, molecular function: protein binding. The record is from RefSeq and is a predicted model, not a curated record. The coding region runs from base 1 to 2274 and encodes 757 amino acids.